Ruditapes philippinarum (Manila clam) is the source of this 11857-nucleotide messenger RNA. RefSeq lists its product as uncharacterized. Lineage: Eukaryota; Metazoa; Mollusca; Bivalvia; Venerida; Veneridae. Gene Ontology annotation, molecular function: protein kinase activity; ATP binding; protein binding. The record is from RefSeq and is a predicted model, not a curated record. Gene Ontology annotation, biological process: protein phosphorylation. The transcript is spliced from 22 exons. Bases 614 to 3505 code for a protein of 963 amino acids.
CGAAGAUUGAUCAUACAACUUUGCCUACCAACAAUGAAGUUCCUUGUGAAGGUUGGUGAACGAUUUGAUACUGGACAUUGGUAUAUCAGGAUCACCUACACCAACUGUGACAUGGUUGAAAGACGAUAACCCUAUUGUAGGAGCGACAGAAUCCAAUAAUGAUGGUGUGGCCAAAUUGGAAAUUCAAAGUGCCAAACGUAGUGACGCAGGAAAAUACCAAAUUAAAGUGGAUAAUGAGAUUGAUUCAGUCACAGCUGACAUUUCUGUAAUUGUUUGUGAGGCCCCGAAGAUUGAUCAUACAACUUUGCCUACCAACAAUGAAGUCCGUGUGAAGGUUGGUGAACGAUUGAUACUGGACAUUGGUAUAUCAGGAUCACCUACACCAACUGUGACAUGGUUGAAAGACGAUAACCCUAUUGUAGGAGCGACAGAAUCCAAUAAUGAUGGUGUGGCCAAAUUGGAAAUUCAAAGUGCUAAACGUAGUGACGCAGGAAAAUACCAAAUUAAAGGGGAUAAUGAGAUUGAUUCAGUCACAGCUGACAUUUCUGUAAUUGUUUGUGAGGCCCCGAAGAUUGAUCAUACAACAUUGCCUACCAACAAUGAAGUCCGUGUGAUGGUUGAUGACCUAUUGAAACUGGUCAUUGGUAUAUCAGGAUCACCUACACCAACUGUGACGUGGUUGAAAGAUGGUAACCCUAUUGUAGGAGCAAAAAUAUCCAAUAAUGAUGGUGUGGCACAAUUGGAAAUUCCAAGAGCCAAACGUAGUGACACAGGAAAAUACCAGAUUAAAGUUGAAAAUCAGAUUGAUUUUGCCACAGCUGAAAUUUAUGUAUUUGUUUAUGAGGCCCCGAAGACUGAUCCUACAAGAUUGCCUGCCAGCAAUGAAUUCAAUUUGAUGGUACAGGUACCAUUGAGGAUAAACGUAGGGCAAACUACAGUGACUGGUGUGAAUGAACAUAACCCUAUUGGAAGAACAACAGUUUUCAAUAAUGAUGAUUUGGCUAAAUUGGAAAUUCCAAAAGCGGAACGUAGUGACACAGAAAAAAAACAAAUUAAAGUGGGAAAUGAGAUUGAUUCAGACACAGCUGGCAUUUAUGUUUUUCUUCGUGACAAGCCUGGAGCACCUGGUGUACCUAAAUGUAAGACAACAACAGAGGACAGUAUAACUUUAUCUUGGACACCACCCAAUAGAGAAGGAGGUAGCCCAGUCACUAGAUAUGUCCUGGAGAGGGGAGAGAAGGGUGAUGAUGUAUGGGAAACAAGAAGUUAUUCUGUCAACCAAGUCACUGAGUUCACAGCAACGAGUUUGCAAGAGGGUAAAGAGUAUGAGUUCCGUGUAGCAGCCUGCAAUAAUGCCGGAACUGGAGAGUUCAGUAACUAUUCUGAACCAUUCAAGGUUCAGUCACCACAAGAUACAAAAAGGAACAUACAGGAUUCCUGUAUUUUUGAUGGUCGAUUGAUACUUCUUGAUAGAAACCAGAUAAGAACGUUAGAGAAAUCAUUAGAUAAAGAGAUAGGAAAAGGUCGAAUUGGUACAGUUUACCGUAGCAACAAUAAAGAAAUAUUUGGUAUUACUGUUGCUGUGAAGAAGAUAAAAACAGAGGAACAUGCAAACCAAAUCAGAAGGGAGAAAAUUGUGUCCAGACUCAUGAACCCUUUUUUACUGCCGCUGUUAGCUGUUGUUGAAAAGUCAAAUGAAGAAUGUUGGUUUAUAACGCCUUAUUGUGAAAACGGUGAUCUCUAUGAUGCUAUUAAAAGAGGUGAAAAAGAGAAAGAUAACAAAAACAAUACAGAAGAGAUCAGCAUAAACAAUCAGGCUACAAGAGUGAAGAUUUUACUGCAUAUUGCACUAGCGAUAGAAUAUAUUCAUACUGAAGUUCCAAACGUCAGAGGUCCAAUUCUUCAUAAAGACAUUGCGUCUAAAAAUGUUGUGCUAGAUAAAUAUCUAAAUGCCCGCCUUGCUGACUUCGGAUUGGCCAGAGAAAAGGAUGACGAUAUGUCGACCUUGGGAGGAAGAAAACAUUAUGAUCAUCCUAAAGUAGGGACUGGAUGUGAUGAAGACUAUUUUGAUUAUUAUAACUUUGGAGUCAUUAUUCGGGAAAUGUUGACUAGCCUGGGACCAGAAGGUGAAAAAAAUCAUUUCUUAAAGAAAAUGGACAAUGAUCAGAUUGAGAAAAGACUGGAUAAAAAUGUUUGGAAAUGUAAGGAAACAAGAGACAAGUUAAAAGAAUUGUCACAGAAGUGCUUGAAGGAAGAUGUUGCAUGGAAAAUCGAAGAUUUUAAAUCAAAUGUGGUUGAUACAUUACGGGUCAUGUUUUCGGAAUUCAGUUGUGAUAUAUUUGAAAAUAGAGGGGAAAGUACAUGUCAUCAAUGUAUCAUUAAUCCAAUCGUUUCAACUGAAAAAUCAUCCUUGACAAAUGAUUAUGACAACUGCCGUCAAAGGAUACAAGUGUGCAUGGCUUGUGAAAAAAAUAUUUUUCUCAAUCCAAUAACCUGCUAUUGUGGUGCAAAAUUGAAAAGUGCGAUAGGCUGUAAUUGGGGAGCAUUACUUGUUGCUGGUGAUGAUGAAAGUCCGGAUAAUGCUGCAGUAAUGAAGAGAGAAAUACUAGAGUUGGAGAGAUUAGUUACGUCACAGGCACCACGCAUUAUUGGCAUAAGACAGCAAAAUGUGAAGACGGUUUUACCCAGUGAAAACAAUAUAGAAAAAAUGUCAGCAUGGAAGCAAAUUCAAAAGCAUCUUGCUGCCUUCAAUAAGGAUGAGGAGAUCAAUACAUUAUUGAUAUACUUCUCAUGUCAUGGGGAAAGCUCUGUUGAAGGGAACAUGUUUCAUCUUGGGCAGAAAGAGUAUAUAUCAGCGGAUGACUUUCAAAAGGAGUUAGACAAAUUGAAUAGAAUUAAUCAACUGAUUAUUUUCCUCGAUCGUUGUUUUCCUCCAAUGGUAAAAUUUACAGAUAGAAUGUUUAUUCAGAUAAAUGCAUGCAGUGAUAAAGAUGCGGCAGUUCUAAAAAAAGAAGGCAGCUGGUUUACAAAGUAUGUUAUUCAAGGACUGAAAGCUAGAUCAGAAGAAAGAAAAUGUUCCAAGGACUGUCAGCAUUGUGUCGACUAUUGGAAGCCGAAAACAGAAUACAUCUCUGUCUUUGAUUUGUUUGAUUACGUUAACAAGCACUUACAACGAAAGGCACCUAAACCACAUUGGCAAGGCAAAGGUGUUGGGGAAAAUAUAGCUUUUUUCACAGAUGAAGUAGUAGAAAUAAGAUUUACGUCAAAAGAUGAUAAAACAGAUGCACGUCUGCCACUCGGGUAUCUUAAACACUUUGAUGAAGUAAAGGAAAGACUUUUUGAGGCUUUCGGAGUUGAUCAGAGAACGCACGAUGUCAAAAUACAGAAAGAAACAUUCAGACAGGAUCAACCAUACGACGACUGUGACACCUUAGAAAGGGUGAUGCAGGCCUGGCUUCAAAGACUUCCACUCGUGGUCACUUUCAGUGCUCAAAGCAUUAAUUAAGAAAAUGUAGGUCUGUUAUGAUGAGACGUUCUUUAAAGACUUCAUCUAAUGCUUUUUAGAAGAAGAGAAAGAACAUGUUUUUUUUAUUUCUAAAACCAAUAUAGCCUUUGUACUGUACUUUUUGGUGUGUAUGUGUGUGUUUGUGUGCGCGCAUGUGUGCGUUUGAAUUUUAUAUAAUUUACAUUCUGCUUAACCAGUCCAAACUGUUAAUUUUUUUCAGAGGUUGAAGCCUUAAUUUAUUUUGGCUGUUUUUUGUGUUUUGUUGUGUGUUUUUUUAAAUAGGAAUGUGGCCUUAUUCAAGAGCCACUGCUGAGCCGGGGCAACGCUCGAUUAUUUUUACUUUUUCUAAAAUCAAAAAAAAGGUUGAAACAAAUUUUAAACAAGAUAAAAACGAAAAAAGUUUUUUUUCUUUAAUUUCAUUAUAUCAAGUCACACUUGUUGUUUUGUCAAAGUAUUAAUCUUUUCAAUAAUGUUCAUUGAUCAAUUUUGCAUCAAACUGUACACAUGCUCUUAAUUUCAUAGCUGUAAUCAACGGCAAGAAAGUAGGUCACUUCUAUAAACUAUCUUGAUCAUCUGAUACAAAGUUCAAUCAUACAUCUAAAACUGUGGUCAUGGUCUGAUUUUCAUAGCUGUCACAUCACAUCAGAGGAUAAGAAAUUAGUUCACUUAGUAAAAAUCUAAGUCAGCUGAUAUCAAAGUUUAAUUAGUCCCCUACCGGUUUACCGGAGGGGACUUAAGGUUUACCCUACGUCCGUCUGUCUGUCCGUCCGUCCGUCAGUCCGUCUGUCCGUCAGUCAGUCAGUCCGUCCGUCCUCAAAACUGGAUCUCGCGAUAACGCAAAAAGUACUGAAAAUAUUUUAUGAAACUUGAUAUAUGGAUAGAUGGCAGUAUGGAGAUUAUGCACGUCUUUUUCUUUUCUUCCUAUGUUGAAAAUUCUGGUUGAUAUGGCAACAAAUAGACUGAAAAUAUGGCAAAUUUUACACAUAACCUGGAUCCCGCGAUAACGCAAAAAGGACUGAAAAUAUUUUUAUGAAACUUGAUAUAUGGAUAGAUGGCAGUAUGAAGAUUAUGCACGUCUUUUUCUUUUUUUCCUUUGCUGAAAAUUCUGGUUGCUAUGGCAACAAAUAGACUGAUAAUAUGGCAAAUUUUACACAUAACAUGGAUCCAGUGAUAACGCAAAAAGUUAUGAAAAUAUUUUUAUGAAACUUGACAUAUGGGUAGAUGGCAGUCUGGGAAUUAUGCACAUUCUUUUCUUAUCUUCCUAUGUUGAAAAUUCUGGUUGCUAUGGCAACAAAUAGACUGAAUUUCAAGAUUUCUGAUUCUAGUUUUUAAGUUUUUUCACUAUAAGUUCUUUAUUUCUUAACGUAAUAUCUUUAAACUUUAAAUAUAAGUUGCUAGUCAUCAACCACAUCAUAUGUGACAAAGAUUUAAACUGCAGCACAAAAUUUAUCAGAAUUACUUCCCUUGAACUUAAAAUUUUCAUGAAAAAAAUAUUGUUUUUUUUAAUAACUUCUUUUUUUCUGAAUGUAUCUACUUCAAACUUCAUAUAUAUGUUUCUUAUUAUCACUCAACAUUUGUGAGAAAGUUCAAUACUCUAGCAAGACUAUUUCCAGAAUCAUGCCCCUUUUGAACUUAGACUUUUUUUCGAGAAAUUGGUAAUUUUUACUCCAACUUCUCCAAUCAUGAUAGGAUUUUCUUCAAACUCCCACAUCAUAAUAAUAUGACAAGGUUUAUAAAUCUAGCAUCCAUUUUUCCAGAAUUAUCUCCUCCUUAAACUUUUAAUUUUUCUUAUUCGUUCUUUUAACUUUCAUUUACUUCAAAAUCAAAAUAAACAUUCAUUAUUCAUACCUUCAUUACUAAUUGUUCUUUGUUACACUCACAUCAUGUAUGACAUCUUGCAUCUUUAUUUCAAGAGUUAUCUCCUUUUUAAAAAAUUUGCUUUUAAAAAUGUUAUAUUUUGAUAACAGGGAUGUUUAAAAAUACAUAAAAACUGUUUCCUGUGAUCACUUUUAAAGAAAUUUUUCAACAAAUUUACUUAAAAAAGAAACAUAAGUGAAUGGCCAAUACUCACUGCCCUUCAGAAUGUUGCUGGGGUUCUAACCGGUAGGGGACUUAUGGAUUGCUUGCAAUACUAUGAUAAUUGCUUGUUAAAUAUCUGAAACUGUGCACAUGGUCCAAAUCAUCAAAGGCCAAAAAAGUAUAUUAUUUCGUCAAAUUAUCUAGGUCAGGUGAUAUCAAAGUUCAGUUCUACAUCUAAAAUUGUGCACAUGGUUCAAAUUCCAUAGCUGUAAAUCUAAGGGCAAGUAAGUAGGUCACUUUGUCAAUUAUUUAGGUCAGCUUUGAUAUCAAAGUUCAAUUGUACAUCUUAAAACAGUUCACAUAGUCUAAAUGUCAAAGCUAUAGGGAUAAAAAGGAGAAUUUCAUUAACUUGACAUCAAUUGAAGGUCAAAGUGAAAUUUACUGUACAUUAUUUAAUGUUUGUUUAAUAGCAAAUCUUGUCUGGUCCAAUGAUAAAUCAAAUCCGUAUGUAUAUAUUUAACAAAAUCAUAACAAUUUAACCAAAAUUCAAUAAUUUGACAUAAACGAUCAGUAUGGUCAUUUCAGCCUUUUUGAAGGCCUUGUUCAAAUGUUGAAGGAUGAAGUUAAUCCAUUUGUUAAUUACCAUGCUACUCUUCGGAAGCAAAAGUUAGUAAAAAUUCAAUAAGUUAACCUUCAAGGUCAAGUCAUAAAUGACCCAAAACUAAAUAUUUGAUUUAUUUCCUUUUCAAAUGUGUAAAAUUGAUAUCUUGUGAAGUCAUAUUCUAUUACAGAUUAAAGAAUUUUUGAUUUUCAAAUGUAAAUCUUUUAGCCGUCAGGUUAGCUCAGUAGGUAGAGCGUUGGACUGAUCAUGAUUUUACAGCAUUCAUUCGCACUGUUCCUCUGUUCUGGCAUGUACAAAGUUAUCUGUUCCUUGCGAAGAUGGAGGUAACUAGUACUGGUUAACUACUUGUCAGCAUGCCCAGGAAUGAUGCAUGAUGCGUUGGCUGCACUGAGCUCUGGUAAAAUUGAUAAUGCUAUAUGCCGUGAUCCAGAGUGAAAUAUAAAAUUUGGAACUUAAUUCAUUAAGUAAAUUAGGUUGGCUUUCUGUAUUUACCUUUUUCCAUUCAAAGUUUUAACUUUUUAGCUCACCAGAACCGAAGGUUCAGGGUGAGCUAUUAGUAUCAAAGGGGAUGGUCCGUCGUCCGUCUUCAUACGUCGACUUACAAUCAUCUUCUUCUCUUAAACCGCUGAACAGAUUUACUUUAAAUUGGGUCUGUAGCAUCCUUGUGACAGUCACACCUUAAUUUGCUCAUAUCAUUUCAAUUGGCCUGUUUUAGGGGUCUAUAGAGCUAGAAAUAUAAAACCUUUAGACAUCUUCUUCUACAUAACUAAUCGAUGGAUGAUCACAAAACUUUGUCUGUAGCAUUCUUAGGUAGUCUUUUAUCAAAUUUGCUCAUAUUUAUUUGAUUGGUCCCUUUUUAUGGUCUCUCGAGCUAAAAAUAGAAAAAAAAAUUAAACAUCAUCUUGUACUGAAGUAAAUGAUGGAUGAUCACCAAACUUGUCUGUAGCAUUUUAUGUAGUCUUUUAUCAACUUUGCUCGUAUUAAUUUGAUUGACCCCUUUUUAGUGCCUCUAGAGCUAAAAAUAGAAAAACCUUUAAAUAUCAUCUUGUACUGCAGUAAAUGAUGGAUGAUCAUCAAACUUUGUCUUUAGCAUUUUAUGUAGUCUUUUAUCAAAUUUGCUGAUAUUUAUAUGAUUGGCCCCUUUGAGGGGCUGCUAAAGCUAAAAUGCCACAGGCCAUGGCAUUCUCAAAUAUGAUGAAAAUAUUGAUAAUUGCUGUACAAUUUUAUUGUAAAUAUAAAAUGAACAUGUUUUGACUUAAAAACAAAGAAGAUAUAGAGGAUAUUUGUUUAGUUCAGUGUAAGAUCGGAAUAUUUUUCACCGAGUGAGCACCAAAAGGUAUAUUUCACGAGUGGCGCAGCCACGAGUGAAAUAUGAACUUUUGGUGUUCACAAGGUGAAAUAUAUUUUGAUCUUACACUAAACUAAACAAAUUUUCUUUUUAUUAUAUGCAAAGAAACGUUUUAAAAAGACAUAAAACCUAACAUUGAAUUAAAAGCGCGCCAAAUAAUAAUACAACUUGACGUCAUUUACGACGUCACAUCAUUAAGUUGGUACCCAGUACUGUGCACGCUGGCAUUUCACUGAAACAACGUAAUGGGCUUAAACUCAAAAAAGUGAAAUUAUCAAAGUGGUAAUUUCACUGUUUCAAACAGUGAAAUUACCAGUUUUAAAUCACUGAUAUAUUUCUAUAAACCAUCGAAAAGCAUGUAAUUAAUGUUUAAAAUUGUAUACACUAUAGGUGAUCACAAUAUAAAUAUAUAGUGUCAGAUUUUUAAGACCAACUUUUUACUUGACCAGCUUCCCAUACAUAGUUUAUUCAUUCUUUUAUUCACACUUGACAUAUUCAGUAAGAAUUUAAUAGAUUUCAAUAAGUUUCUGUGAUUUAAAUACUAACUCAAGGAUGAGCAAAGUAUAUCUUUAAUGAAAGACAAACAACUUAUCUUGGAAUGUCUUUCAUACAUGUGAACAUGCUAUGCAAUUUUUAUAUAAAAAAAGAUUCAAUAGCUGGGAAUAAUAUCUUCAGCACAUUAUAAAGACAUUAUGAUUAACAACACCCUGUAACUUUUAAAACGUUAUAAUGAUGAUUUUAAAUCGUAAAUGUUUAAUUCUUUAUUGAAAAGAUAAUAUACAGAUAUGUAUUACAAUAAAUGCUUAAUUUUUUUGUUAAGUAAGAAUACUUAACAUUGAAUCAAUAAUUACACUAUGUGCUUUGUAUCUGAACAGUUAAAAUACAUGUAUAUGCACAUUGUUUUUCAUUUGACAUGCUUAAAUAAGACCCUGACCCAAAACCUCACUAGACAUGCGCUAUGGCAAAGUUUAAUUGUUUAGUAAAUUGUAGGCAAGUGUACAGUAAUUUUCCUAGGAAAUAUAAUUAGGCUUAAAGAAAGAUUACAUUUGUUUUCUGUACCUAACCAACAAGGAUGAGUUUGUGUGCUUAAUUUAUUUUAUUGAAUUUGUUAAAAUUGUUGUAUUUUUUUCAAUUUUUGUUGAAUUGGUUUCAAACUUUGAGAAAGCACAUUUCAAGAAAUUUUGGGACACACUUGUUUAACCUGAUGUUUCAUGUGCAUAAUUGAAUUUUAUAAUCAGUUGAGCUGUUAUUGAUGUUUUUGAAACCAUAUCACCUACCUUCUUGUUUUUUGAUAUACAGACUUGAAAUUUGGAAUAAAGACAUCAAAAGACUACUUUUGAUAUAAAUGAUAUCGCUUGACCUAGUUUCUUGUUUUUUGAUGCACCUACUUGAAAUUUGAACAAGGGGUUUAAUUUCUGAUCCUGAAUUGAAUUUUUAUAUCAACUGGCCUACUUUUGAUAUUUUUUAUGUCACUUGACCUACUUUGUUGUCAUUUAUGUACAGACUUCAAAUUUGGACCAGGGUGUCAUUUCUGAUGUUGAAUUGAAUUUUGAUAUCAGCUGACCUACUUUUGAUAUUAUUGACAACAUUUGACCUACUUUCUUGUUUUUUUUGACAUAAAUAAUUUAAAAUUGGACCUGGGGUGUCAUUUCUGAUGCCGUAUUGAGUUUUGAUAUCAACUGACCUGCUUCUGAUAUAAUAGAUAUCAGUUGACCUACUUUCUUGUAUUUUGACGUACAUACUUAAAAUUUAGACCAUGGGUGUAAUUUCUGAUGCCAUAUUGAAUUUUGAUAUAAUAUGAUAUACUUUUGAUAUUUUUUAUAUCAUUUUACCUUAUUUCAUGUUUUUUGACAUACAGUCAGUGAGACUUGAAAUUUGGACGAAGGGUGAAAUUUUUUAUGUUGAAAUCAGCUGACCUACUUUUGAUAUUUUUGACACCAUUCUAACUACUUUCUUUUUUUGACAUACAUACUUUAAAUUUGGACACGGGGGUAUUUUCUGAUGCUGAAUCCAAAUUUGAUAUCAGUUGACCUACUUUUUAUAUCUUUGAUACACUUGACCUACUUUUUUUGACAUACAGGUUUGAAAUUUGGACAAUUUGAACCAUGUGCCAAAUGGAAUUUUUAUAUUAUUUGACCAACUUCUGAUAUUUUUACAGCAUUUGACCUACUUUCUUGUUUUUUGACAUACAUACUGGAAAUGUUAACUAGGGUGUAUUUUGUGCCAAUUUUAGUUUUGAUAUCAGCUGACCUACUUCUGAUAUUUUUUAUACUACUUGACCCAUUUUUGUGAUUUACAGACUCUAAAUUUGGACCCGGGUGGACUUUCUGAUGCUGAAUCGAAUUUUGAUAUCAGCUUGCCUUCUAUUGAUAUUUUUACAUUGUUUGACCUAUUGUCAUUUUUAGUACAGUUAUUGAAUUGAAUUUUGAUAGCAGCUGACCUACUUAUGAUAUUUUUUUUAUAUCAUUUGACCUACUUUCUUGCUUUUUUAGCACAGACAUGAAAUUGGGACCUAGGGUGUAAUGUCUGGUGCUGAAUUGAAUUUUGAUAUUAGCUGACCUACUUUCGACAUUUUUGAUAUUAUUUGACCUACUUUCUUGUUUAUUGACAUACAGACUUGUAAUUUAGACAAAGAGUGUUAUUUCUGAUACUGAAUCGAAUGAAUUUUGAUAUCAGCUUGCCUUCUAUUGAUAUUUUUACAUUGUUUGACCUUUUGUCAUUUGUUUGAGGUACAGUUAUGUUAACAUAUAGAAUGUAUAAAAAUCUGUUGUCCAAAACUGUAAACUUCAAACAUCUACACCUUACAUAUUAUACAUAUUUUGUGUAUUCAUUCACAAAAGUUAUAAAAGAUUGUCUCAUCAAAAUUAAUCCUGCUCUAUUGGUCAUUGAUUCUGCUUUUAUUCUACAAAGUGUCAUAGGAACACACUUGCAACAUUAAUAUUUUUAACAAAACAUUUCCAAAAUAUUAGGACAAAAUGUUCAAUGUAUAUAGUGAACAAUGAAAUGUUGGGAUCUAGGGCCAUCUUAGCCAUAUUGUUUAUUAUGAAGAAGAAAAGAAACAAUCAGUGUUGUGAAAGAAUAUAACUAGAGGGGCAAGUUAAAAGUGAGCUUGACUUGCCUUUUGGCAAGUUUAUUUUGAAAAUAAUUACCAACUCUGAAAAACAGUUGUUUCUGGUGAGCGACUCAGGAUCAUCAUGGCCUUCUUGUUAACUUUAUUCUCUUUAAUAUGUUUUGAUUUUAUAAUGUGCACACUUUUGAUAUUUUACAUAUUAUGUCAUAUAUUGUUCAUUAUAAUACUAUAUUUUAAAUAUCUGAGAUCUUUGAACCUUUCUCUUGUUUAACAAAAUUAGUUUGUCCGAGGAUAAUGUAUAGAAUUAGGAACUAGAUAUUGUUGUCUUAGUUAUUUAGUUAUUGUUCCGUAAUUAAAAUUUUAGACGUUAGUUAAAAUUUAAUAUAGUUGGUUUUAGAUAUUCAACCCAAGGUGACAAAUGCUUUUAUUCAAUCAUCAGUCAUGGCUUUUAAAUUAUGCCGCAAUUCAGUUUAAAAGGACUCUAAGGGGGGUUGCGUUCAUUGAACGCCGCCCUUCCUUGUUGAUCUUGUUUAUCAUAUUCUAAAUAUCAAUCAAGACCUUGUCCUCAGACUUUCAAUGCUGCUUUUCUUGACGAGAGAGACUGGUCACUUUCCUUACUUAUAAAAAGUUUGCUCUGAACAACUGGGUAAAACAUAAUGACAACUCCUGGAAAACUAGUAGUCAUACAAUUAUUUUUUGGACAAUGCAUUUUGUUACAUCAUAAUGCUAUGUCUACUUGUCCAUCGUCUGUAAAUCAUCAACUAGAUAGCCUUGGAUAUAGUUAUUUAUGGAAUAGACUAAACCUUGAUAUAAUUUUUUCGCCAAUAUUAAAGUAAAGAAUGAACGAUCAGUACUUAUAAGUAUGGAAUGAUACAAUAAUGAAUUAGUCCAAGUUAUACUACUAAACAAUUUAAUUCUGAGUUUGAAUAUUAGAUAUGUUUACUAAUGAAUAUAGAUCUAUUUGUUUUGCUUUAAGCUUUUUUUGUAAAUCUUCUUGAAAUAGCAAGUGGAGGAUUUGAUACAAACCUACGAGUAUGUUAACUUACAAGUAUUAAUGUAUUUGCGCUAUGUAAAUUGUGAUAUCAUAGCCAUCUUUUUAUGUUGUAAAUGGCCAAAGGUAUUUUGUAUAUGCCGUUUAUAUGCCAAUAAACUAUAAUUAAAUACCCCAAAGUAUGUAUUUUAAGUUAAAAUAUUGCAAUAUUAUUAUAACUUGUUAUAAAUCGUAUUGUAAUUGGAAAGGACUAUCCAUCUUAUUUUUUCACUUUCACAAAAUAAAUCAUUUUGUCUAACAAA